CCACAGAAGAAAGAGGAUCAGCCAUCAGAAGCUAAAGCAAGUCCAAAAAAGUCAUCAGAACCCACUAUUGACCUAUUAGGACUUGAUGGUCCAACUGAAGCAUCAGUUACAAAUGGAGGCACUGCUGCUGUCACAGCGCUGAACGAUGACCUGGAUAUCUUCGGUCCAAUGAUCUCUAAUCCUUUACCAGCAGCUGCUGUACCUCCUGCUCAGAGCACUUCCACUAAACCAGCAGCUGCCACCUUGUCUGCAGCAUCCGGAGACCUUGAUCUGUUUACUGAGCAAACAACAAAAUCUGAAGAGUCAGCAAAGAAACAACUCUCCAAAGACUCCAUCUUAUCACUGUAUGGCACAGGAACCAUGCAGCAGCAAAAUGCUCCAGGUAUGUUCAUGGGGUCGUCUUCAAUGCCAUUCACCACACAACCAUCAACUCACUUUCAAGGCUUUCCAGCCAUGGGAGUUCCUGUGCCAGCAGCAACUGGGAUGAUGGGGAACAUGAUGGGACAGUCGGUGCCAGUCAUGGGACAGAGCACAGGUGUUAUGGUAGGAAUGGGAAUGCCCAAUGGAUUUACUGGUACUACACAAACUGGUGUGAUGGGACUUCCUCAGAAUGUCGUUGGACCUCAAGGUGGAAUGGUGGGACAGAUGGUCACACCACCACAAAACAAGUUUGGAUUGCAACAAAACCAACAAGCUCAAUGGAACCUCUCCCAGAUGAAUCAGCAAAUGGCUGGAAUGAACCUCAGCAGCUCCAGCAAUGUGAUGGGCUUUGGCCAGCCCCCCAGCACAGCAGCAGGAUGGACUGGAAGCUCCUCUGGCCAGACUCUCAGCACACAACUGUGGAAAUGAAAGUUGCAAUAGAAGUCUUGCCCAGAACAGCCACCUAACAUUCCUUGUUCAAACGCAUUUACUUUCGCUGUUCCUUCCAUGUACAUAUAUAUUCUUUUUCUUUUUCCCCAGCUGUUCAGAUUAAGAAUAUAACUGACUGACCGUGUUGUGGUCUAUAUUGAUUUAAAUUUGAUGUAGUAAAAAAGCAGAUCAAGGAUACAUUUCUACAUCAUUGGAAGCGUUUUCAUACAAUGCAUAUGAUUUCAUAGACCAUAUUAAGAAGCUGCUUAACCACAUACUGAUUUUUUUCCCUCGAAAUUCUAGAUCAAAUGUUUGCAUAUAAGGGAUGUAGCUAUCAUGUUAGUAAUAUCCAAAAAUAUGAACCCCCAACCCCCCCAAAAUUACCCAGUAAUCCUGUAGAAGGUACUGUAUGAACAAAUGUUUAAUCAUAUAUAAAUAGAAUGUAAAUGUAUCACUGAGCAAUGUUUUCUAGUGUAUCAAACAAAUUUUGUUUCAUCAUACAUUUCACUGUGAUGUUAUUAUGGUGUGCAUAACAGGGAAUGUGGUUAUUGAAAGCAAGAUAAACCUGGAUGUUACUGUAGUUCUACGAAUCAAUAGUUUAUUCUGUUAAAAAUGAGCAAUUGAUGCGUCUUGAGUUUCCUGUGCUGAAGUCUCUGAUCUGGCCCACGAGGCACACGCACAGUAUUAAUGCUGAGAACUAGCAGCACAAUAUGCAUACAAGGUAACUCAACAUGAACUGAUAUAUUUUUCCUUGCAGAGAGAUCCAGGUUUAUGACAGUGAUUGUGUUUACAUUUUAUGGUGCCUCGUAAUGAUAAAAUGUUAUUUCCCUAUAUUAAAAGGAUAAAUCCGUAAA
Molecule: messenger RNA, 1703 nt
Organism: Acanthisitta chloris (rifleman)
Lineage: Eukaryota; Metazoa; Chordata; Aves; Passeriformes; Acanthisittidae
Gene: SMAP1
Product: small ArfGAP 1
Exons: 5
Biological process (GO): regulation of clathrin-dependent endocytosis
Molecular function (GO): GTPase activator activity
Source: RefSeq, a predicted model, not a curated record